GAUCGGAAGUGGAGGAGAGUUACUUCCAUAAAGAAAAUGGACACGCGCUUCACUCGAGGGAAGUCCAGCAUCCUGGAGCGUCCGCUGACCCGGCCCAAGACGGAGGUGAGCGUGAGCGCCUUCGCGCUGCUCUUCUCCGAGAUGGUGCAGUACUGCCAGAGCCGCGUCUACUCGGUGUCGGAGCUGCAGACGCGCCUGGCGGACAUGGGCCAGAGCGUGGGAGCCAGCAUGCUGGACGUCCUGGUGCUGCGGGAGAAGAACGGCAAGCGGGAGACCAAAGUGCUCAACAUGCUGCUCUUCAUCAAGGUGAACGUGUGGAAGUCUCUGUUCGGUAAGGAAGCCGACAAGCUGGAGCAGGCCAACGACGACGACAAGACGUACUACAUCAUCGAGAAGGAGCCGCUCAUCAACGCCUACAUCUCCGUGCCCAAAGAGAACAGCAGCUUGAACUGCGCCGCCUUCACCGCCGGCAUCGUGGAGGCCGUGCUGACGCACAGCGGCUUCCCCGCCAAGGUCACCGCCCACUGGCACAAGGGCACCACGCUCAUGAUCAAGUUCAACGAGUCGGUCAUCACCAGGGACAAGGCGCUGGACGGCAGAUAAGAGCGGGAGGAGAGGUGGAGGAGGUGGACUGAGCGACAGCCGGAGCAGCGAGCUUCGUUUUUACCUCAUCGAUCAUCAUAGAUCCUUCGUUCUGUAGUUUUCUAUCACUUAAUUUCAUCACAGGCAAAUAAAAAAGGAUAAACUUAGUGAAUCUUUAAUUUCCAGAACUCCCCAUCACUGUACCGGUGUGAGCGCUUCAGGCCCUGUUCACACCACGUUUUCCAGGGAGAACGGAAAACUUCUGUUGGGGUUGUUUUGUUGGGUCUGUUUCCAUGGCAAAGGAGCACCGAGCCGCGAAAACACUCCAGUGCAACUGUGUGAUGACGCUGUGGUUCUGUCUCUGUGGAAACCGGGUGCCUGUCCGGUGGUUUCAUUGCAAAACAAACAACAACGUGAAAACGACAGUUUCUGCUGCCUCCAUGUCGGCAGACGCUGUUUUCCAAAACACACACACACACACACACACACAAUGCAUUUUCUUUUGAAACGUCGUCAUGGAAAGGAGGCCUCCGUUACCGUGGCGAUUUGUUCGGUUUACAUGAACAGGAGGAUUUCUUUUUGUGCUCGACUCCAAAUUAAAACAUUAAAAAAAAAAUUGGUGAAAAUCUGAUAAAUCAAGUGAAGAGCAGAGGUCAAGAAACAGGUUGUUUAAAAAAAGACUGUUUACAGUUAAAGUCAAACUAUUGAAACCAAAUGUCGAAAUAAGAUGUGAAAAUUUGACAAAGGAGGCAAAAAUACAUUUAAAUAAUGCACAAUUAUAUUUAGGCAACAGAAGAGUUUAGGUAGUAUCAACAUAUUUAUAUUCAAAUUAAAAUGUUUGCAACCAAGUGAAAAGAAAUGAGAAUAAAUUCCGAAGAUGAUUCACAAUUCAUUCACGAAUAAUUCAGAUACCAAGAAUUGAAUCAAAAAGUUUGAAAAAACAGUCUGUGAAUAUAUGAAUAAAGUUAAAGCCUGGGUGUGUCAGAAGCUGUAAAUAAGAAAAUGUCACAGGAACAAUAAAAAGACCAACACACAGAAAAUGUCAUUCAUGUCUUCAGUGUCUCUUUGUUUGUGAGGAAUAUGUUUGAUUAAAAAAAUGUGGAUGUGAGUAAAAUGAAAUGAAAGCUGUUAGAAAUACAAACAUGAUCAUGGAGUUUUCAUAAGGUGAAUAAAAAGUUGUUUGA
This is a messenger RNA of Salarias fasciatus (jewelled blenny), 1766 nucleotides long. RefSeq names its product trafficking protein particle complex subunit 5-like. The transcript is spliced from 3 exons. Lineage: Eukaryota; Metazoa; Chordata; Actinopteri; Blenniiformes; Blenniidae. Gene Ontology annotation, biological process: endoplasmic reticulum to Golgi vesicle-mediated transport. The coding region runs from base 37 to 603 and encodes 188 amino acids. The record is from RefSeq and is a predicted model, not a curated record. Gene Ontology annotation, cellular component: TRAPPII protein complex; TRAPPIII protein complex; TRAPPI protein complex.